AUGUUCAUCAUGGCCUUUCUCGCCAUCGUAUUCAUCCUGAUGCAGUACUGGCCUUCACCUUCAUCAAAUCAGGAUUUUAUGGGCUUGGACGACUUGGCAACAACACCACCACUAUACGAACAACUGGAUGAUAAGAGUCUUGAUGCAGAACUGCUGUCGCUGAAGGGAAUCUCGAAUCCAGCGGCUGGUGGAAGCGGAAAGACGUAUAAUGGUGCAGUGUCAACUAAAAAGAGGCGAUAUGCUGUGAUUAUAGAUGCGGGUAGCUCUGGAUCUCGAGUGCUAGUUUAUUCGUGGAAGGCGGGGGCCGGUGGUUCUGGAGUGCUGGAAACGGGGUUGAGUGAGAUCGAGCCGGGAGCUGUAGAUGGUCAUGAGUGGUUUUUAAAGGAGGAGCCUGGCGAGUUUUUUGGCUUAUCAUCGCUCGCCAGCCAUGCGUCGGGUGCAAGCACACAUCUACGCCCACUACUAGACUUUGCUUCGAAACUCGUGCCCCAAGACCAGCAAUCGGAGACACCUAUAUAUCUGUUUGCAACAGCGGGCAUGAGACUGGUAGCCCCGGAAAAGCAAACCGCCAUCCUAGACGCCGCAUGCACAUUCAUCAAAGCCGAGUACACAUUCUCAGUCGCUGGAGGAUGUAACCGUCACGUACGAGUCAUAUCUGGUGAAUUGGAAGGCAUCCUCGGCUGGAUUGCUGUGAAUAGACUAUUAGGUGGAUUUGAUGCCAAACAUGAUGCCACUCUUAAAAAGAAUCAUCCAACUACAUUUGGAUUCUUGGAUAUGGGAGGUGCAAGUGCUCAAAUAGCGUUUGAACCUACUGUAGCUAUGGCCGAUCGUCACUCUGAUGAUUUGACGGAUGUCAAGCUACGGUUACAGGAUGGGAGUGAGCGUCUUCAUAGAGUUUCUGUUACGACGUUUCUAGGAUUUGGAGUGAAUGAAGCUAGAAGGCGGUUUGUUGAUCAUUUGAUACAGACGACAAGCCCGCGUAGAUUUAUUGCAAGGUCUGAAUAUGAGUUAGGUGAUGCUGUCAGUGUUGAGACGGAAGGUGCUGAUAAUGAUAAUGAGGAUACUGUCGUCGUUAAUAGAAGGAGACCAACGCCCACAUCUCCUGACUUGUCUCCGAGUAAUACCACCAGUGACGAUGGUGAAGAAAUAGCGGAACUGCCUGUAACAUCCCCGUCAACAACCACUUCCAUACUAAAAGACCACACCACAGAUGUCUUGAAACUCAACCCAGAUUCUAAAAACUCUCCAUCUACUAUGAUAUCGCCCUCGGCCUCAUCAAGUAUUGCUAAAUCAACACCAACAAUUCCAUCCACAACUGAACUGACACAUAUCAAAGAUCCCUGUCUGCCACCUGGUUACAAUAUACCUAUAUCCGAUACUCUUAUAGUAGGAAGCGGUAAUCUGGACGAAUGUAUGGCUAUGCAGAAGGUAUUGUUAAAUAAAACUGCUCCGUGUAUUGAGGAUCCUUGUCUGUUUAACGGAGCUCAUGCCCCGUUGUCGCCAUUCGAGCAUGGGAAGGAGUGGGAGCAUCGGUUUCUGGGGGUUGCAGAGUAUUGGUAUACUGGUUCUGAGAUGGUGCCAGACAUGGCAGAAUACAGUCACCGAGACUUCUAUACAGCAGCUGAAACAGCAUGCUCAACCCCUAUCACGAACACUACAGCACAAAGACGAGCAUUACAAUGCUUUAGAUCAGCAUGGGUCUUGUCUGUCUUGCACGAUGGCUUUGGAGUCCCGCCCUCACACAUACAACAGAAUGCGGAUAAAGCCAACGCAUUCAAACCCAUAAACGAAGUUGGUCGAUUCCAAGCUAGCUGGACACUUGGAGUUGCAGUGUUGAUUGCUAGUGCUGGUAUUCCCGCACGCACUAGUACAGGCAGGUCGGCCGUGUGGGUGUCGUCUAGUUUAGUGAUGUUGGUGGGACUUGCAGGUGUUGGUGGCAUUGUGUACUAUGUCGUUGUUAGAAGGUAUCGUGGCUCGAUACUCAAGCGGCCGUUGAUGAAGGAACGCGAUUCCUUUUCGGGAGAAAUAAACGUAUAA
This is a messenger RNA of Synchytrium microbalum, 2037 nucleotides long. RefSeq lists its product as uncharacterized. Bases 1 to 2037 code for a protein of 678 amino acids. Gene Ontology annotation, molecular function: nucleoside diphosphate phosphatase activity. Gene Ontology annotation, biological process: nucleoside diphosphate catabolic process. Lineage: Eukaryota; Fungi; Chytridiomycota; Chytridiomycetes; Synchytriales; Synchytriaceae. The record is from RefSeq and is a predicted model, not a curated record. Gene Ontology annotation, cellular component: membrane. The transcript has 3 exons.